CUUGCAUCGGACGUCUAGGAGUUCAGACGUCUUUAAGAUAAAAACGAUUUUGUGAUUUAAAUAUUAUUGACUAAUUUUUUACGAGUUUAUUUUUAGUGAUAUACUUUUUUAUUACUGAACGGACGCUUAUAAAAGUGUUAUAAUAAUAUUACUUUAUAUUUUAUGAAACUAUUUUGUACUUUUUAUAAAGUGUUUGUGACAGUGCUUACAUGCUGUGGAAUAAUAUGAAACUUUUGAUAUAAAUUAUGUUUGGAAUUUUUAUGGAAGAUAUCCAAAAUGGCAACUAAGUAAGCACAAGUACGAUGGAUAAUCACCCAGUCAUGUAUCUCAUACAAGGCGAGACGAAAUCUCUGCAAAAAGAAAGCGACAUCAGUGAAAGAAUACCAACUAUAGAUGACAUAAAAAAAGAGCCAAUCAUAGACAACAAAAUUAAAAUACCUCCCAUUGAUCUGUCGAAAUUUUUAGCUAUAAAGAAACCUAAUUAUAUUUUAUAUAAUAAUUUUCAAUAUAGAGAAGAAUUAUCAAGAAGAAACAUGAUGAAAAAAGAUUAUAGUUUUUACAAUUAUUGUUUUCUAAGUGUAAUUAUUAGUUUUGUAUUUGGAUUAGUAAUAGGAGUAAUAUUAAUGGGAUCAUCCCAAACGCGAUUCAAUCCAAAUUAUGAUAGAAAAAUAAUGAGAUCAAAUAACACUAGAGAAGUAACUUCAAGAACUCUAAAUAGUUUGAAAUUUGAUGAUAAUUUUUAUAAGACUGAAAAUAAAAUUGAUUUAAAUGAAAAAGUUAAGACAAGAGAUAGUAAAUUUGUUGCUGUAUCAUUUACUGGUGAGAGUCAUAAAUAUAAGAAAGAUAUUUAUCCCAAAGGUUUAACAGAGGAUAUGAAAGAUAUUUUAAAAGAUAACAAAGUAACUAAUCAUAAACAUUCAAUAAAUAAGGUUAUUAAUAAUACAACGAAUUAUGUUCCUAAUGAAUAUACCGUGUUGUAUGACAACGUUUUUUGGGGACCAGAAGUGGAAGACAUGAUGCCUCAAGGUUAUGGCGAAAAUACAGCAGAAAUUUGGGAAAAGUAUGUGGAGCAAAGCGAAGUAAUCAAAUUAGAGCCAGGUUGUGGACGAAUGCAAAAUCGUUUAGUUACAUUUAAAGACGGUAUUCAAGCUUGUGUUCGAUACAGACAGAACACAGAUCAAAUUCAAGGAGAAAUCUUUAGUUUUUACGUAGGAAGAUUAUUAAACUUGACAAAUUUAGCUCCAUCUGUUGUCAAAGUUGUAGAUUUAAAAGAUAAGCUAUGGAGAAAUGUAGCUACCGACAUUGCUUCUGCACAGUGGAAUACUAACAGAGCUGUUGUUUUGACCCAGUAUAUACCGAGCCUAGAACCAGCUAGUAUUCCAGAUAUUUUCAAACCAUCAAACAGACAUUUGAAUAAAAAUGACGUUUUACAGAUGUGUUUGAAAGAAAACAAGACAGUUGAGAUAUCAAAAGAGAUCCUAAUAGAAAAAUUGAAAACAAAAAAUCUUAAAUCAACCAAAAAUACCGCCAAUAACUUUGAGUAUAUUGAUAUGAUAUUGAGUAAAAAAACAAUUGCAUCUUUUGUAGAGCUUGCCCAAUGGUCUGAUCUCAUUAUUUUCGACUAUUUAACAGCGAAUUUAGAUAGAAUUGUUAACAAUUUAUUCAAUUACCAGUGGAAUAUAAACAUUAUGGAUGGGCCAGCACAUAACUUAGCCAGGAAAAUGGAUAGUGGUUUACUCUUAUUUUUAGACAAUGAAUCUGGUUUGUUACAUGGUUAUAGAUUGUUAAAAAAAUAUAAUGUAUACCAUAGUUUAAUGUUAGAUAAUCUAUGUGUAUUUAGAAAAAAGACUGUAGAAGCUUUGAACAAUUUGUAUCAGCAGUCGAUAAAGACAAAAAUUAGUGAUAUGUUUCAUAUGAAAAAUAAUGCUGUAAUAAGAGACAUUCUGCCGCCAUUGCCAGAGAAAAAUGCUAAAAUAUUACACGAGAGGAUUGGCAAGGUUCUAAGUCAAAUUGAGAAAUGUGAGCAAAAGUAUAGAUAGUUAUUUUGUAAUCGCAUCAAAUUUGUACACAAUAAUUUGUGUCGCAUUAUAAAUUCGGGACGGACAUAAAAAUACAAAAGAUUGUGUGCAAAAGACAAAUGAUGCAAAAACGUGAUAUUAUAAGCAUUUUUCGAUACCAAAUAAAUUAAUUUAUUGUAAAAAUAUAAAUAUUGUAUUUGUGCCAGUGUAUAAUUAUAAUAACGUGAUAUUUAAAUUGUUAAGGUUAUUAUCAAUUUUAAAUAUUGAAUGUACAUACGGUUUAGUGCACUAUUAAAAUUCUUGCCGAAUUGUAGCGUAAUUUUACUUCUAGGAGUACAGUUGAUAAGACAUUUACAAUUAAAAUUUAGGAAUUUUUGUUUGGAAAUAUAUAAAUACCUGAUAAAAUUAAAUGAUAAUAAUUAUAUGCAUCAUAACACUUCGUUUCUAUCAAAACACAUUCAGUAAAAUAUAUUGUGUACGCGACUUGUUUGGUAUCAAUACAAGUAUUAGCAAUGUAAUAAAAUAAAAAGCAAAAGGUUUUCCUACGAUACAUAUAAUAUGGUAAUAUGUGUAAACUAUAAACUAUUAUUAAACAGGUAUACAUGUUUUAUGUAUGGUAGAAAUGUUGUUUAAGGUAUUGUUUCUAAUCUUUAUACUGUUUUAAACUUACAUUAUGUUUGUAUAAAACUUUUUACAGUGUAUGAUUAUAUUGCUCUCACUUUUUAGGUAAAAUGUAAAAGGUAAAAUGAUAUAUCUACAUCUCAGUUCUCAUUCAUAAAGACAUUUUUUACUGAUGCUAUAAAACAAACAUUUUCUAACAAAUUGAACAAACAUUUUGUGAUUACAAAUCGAUUUCUAAAAUAAACAACCACGCUACAUUACUCGGCAACCUUUGAAAUAUGUAAAUAAAUGUAAAAAAUAUGUAAUUAUAAUAAAUAAAUGAAUUUUCAAAAGC
Messenger RNA from Galleria mellonella (greater wax moth), 2973 nucleotides. It is a transcript of the gene fj, whose product is annotated as extracellular serine/threonine protein kinase four-jointed. Lineage: Eukaryota; Metazoa; Arthropoda; Insecta; Lepidoptera; Pyralidae. The record is from RefSeq and is a predicted model, not a curated record. Bases 303 to 2039 code for a protein of 578 amino acids. Gene Ontology annotation, biological process: cell-cell signaling. The transcript has 2 exons.